Podarcis lilfordi (Lilford's wall lizard) is the source of this 2316-nucleotide messenger RNA. The record is from the annotation of a GenBank genome assembly. NCBI's taxonomy places the organism in Eukaryota, Metazoa, Chordata, Lepidosauria, Squamata, Lacertidae.
AUGGGGAGCGGCCAGCUCCAUUAUUCUGUGCCAGAGGAAUCCCAGCACGGCACCUUUGUGGGCCGUAUUGCCCAGGAUCUGGGACUGGAGGUGGAAGAGCUGGUGCCUCGGCUGUUCCGAAUGGUGUCCAAAGGACAGGAGGAGUAUUUUGAGGUAAAUGUACAGAAUGGGAUUUUGUUUGUUAAUUCCCGGAUAGACAGGGAGGAGUUGUGUGACAGGAGCGCUGUGUGUGUUAUUCACCUGGAGGCCCUUGUAGAUAAACCCCUGAAGGUUUUCCACGUGGAAGUGGAGAUCACCGACAUAAAUGACAAUGCCCCCAUUUUCCCUGUAACAGAAAAGCAAUUUACUAUUGCAGAGUCUAGCUCUCGUGAUUCACGUUUUCCUCUAGAGGGAGCCUCUGAUGCAGACAUCGGUGCAAACUCGCUCCUUAGCUACAGACUUAGCACAAAUCCACAUUUCAGUCUAGAGACAAUAGAAAAUCAUGAACGUGGUGCAUCUUUAUUUCUUGUUUUAAACAAACCUCUUGAUAGAGAAGAAUGUGCAGCUCACCAUCUUUUACUCACAGCAGUUGAUGGAGGCCAGCCCCAGCUCACUGGCACCGUCCAGCUGAUAAUCAAAGUGCUAGACGCAAAUGACAAUCCUCCUGUAUUUAACCAGUCAGUUUAUAAAGUCCAUUUAUUAGAAAACUCAGAGAAUGGGCUAUUAGUAAUUAAGCUAAAUGCUACCGAUUUAGAUGAGGGAACAAAUAAGGAGAUCACAUAUACGUCAAGCACUUUUUCUCCUGCAAAUGGAAAAGAAAAGUUCAUACUUGAUCAAAAGACUGGUGAGAUUCACGUGAAAGGAAAUCUGGAUUUUGAAGACAAGAAUUUUUAUGAAAUACAAGUUGAGGCUAAAGACACGGGGAAUCCGCCAUUAUCAGGGCAUUGCAAAGUUUUGAUUGAGGUUCUAGAUGUAAAUGAUAAUGCACCUGAAAUUUCAGUGAUGUCUCUGCUGGUACCCGUUCCAGAGGACUCCCCUCUGGGAAUGGUGGUGGCCCUGAUAAGCAUAUCGGACAGGGAUAUUGAUGCCAAUGGACAAGUGAGCACUUCCUUAUGGCCACAUGGAACCCCCUUCAAGCUACUUUCCACCUUCAAGAAUUACCAUUCACUCUUGCUAGCUCAGCCCCUGGAUAGGGAACAAGAGGCUGAGUAUAGGCUGGUAGUGACUGCCCAGGAUCAAGGGACUCCAUCACUGUCAGCCAGCAGCACCUUGGUGGUGCCUAUCAGUGAUGUGAAUGACAAUGCACCUGCUUUUGCUCAGCCCUCCUACACGGUCUUUGUGAAGGAGAACAACCCACCGGGUGCUCACAUCUUCACGGUGUCUGCCUCAGACCCAGAUGUGGCUGAGAACAGCCUGAUCAGCUACUGGCUGGACGAGAAGCUCUGGCCCCUGUCAAGCUACAUCUCGGUGCACUCAGAGAGUGGGAAGCUCUAUGCUCUUCAGCCCUUGGACUAUGAGGAGGUGAAGCUGCUGGAGUUCCAAGUGAGGGCCAAGGAUGCUGGGCUGCCCUCCCUGUGUGGCAAUGUGACGGUGCAAGUCUUUGUGGUGGAUGAGAAUGAUAACACGCCUGUAGUGUAUGGGACAGAAGUGAUUCCCAUCUCUUUGACUGUUCCUGUGACUGCUGGACAGGCGGUGGGCAAGAUCCAUGCCAUGGAUGCUGACUCAGGCUACAAUGCAUGGCUGCGCUAUGAGAUGCAUGAGGCAAUCAGCAGCCCUUGGCGAGUGGGAUUAUACAGCGGGGAGAUCAGCGCCGCACGUUCCCUGGAUGACACAGAGGGCAGCUACAGCCAAAGGCUUCUUGUUCUAGUGAAGGACCAUGGCAAGCCAGCUUUGUCAUCCACAGCUACUUUGAGUGUGUCCAUGGUGAUGAAUUCCCAGGCUGUCCAUGGCGACGCUCACCUUUCAAGGAAGGGAGGCAGUCCAAAGCCACUGAUGGAAAAUGCCAAUGUUUACUUGAUCAUUGCUAUCUGCUCGGUGUCCAGUUUGUUCCUGCUGGCGAUCAUAGUAUACAUGGCGCUGCGAUGCCGUUUCCAGGCCAAGGAGGCCGUGGUGUAUGGUCCUGGGACAGCCGCACUAGUCUGCGCCAGCGAAGUUGGCAGCUGGUCAUAUUCAAACCGUCACAGCCAUCUUCUGGCGGGCAUGGGUGGGGAGGCUGGUGCCAAGAGUGACCUCAUGGUCUUCAGCCCCAGCAUUCCGGCCUGUGUGGAAAAUGGGCAAGUGGGAGUUGUGAAGGAACCAGUUCCAAAUUCAUCUGAGCAGGUGAGUUAUAAGAAUUGA